This is a messenger RNA of Westerdykella ornata, 1602 nucleotides long. RefSeq lists its product as uncharacterized. The transcript has 4 exons. The record is from RefSeq and is a predicted model, not a curated record. NCBI's taxonomy places the organism in Eukaryota, Fungi, Ascomycota, Dothideomycetes, Pleosporales, Sporormiaceae. The coding region runs from base 1 to 1602 and encodes 533 amino acids.
AUGCAUGUGUCUAACGUCGAGAAGAAGGACACUACGUAUAAGAUUGACAGUGUUCCUGGCGAGUCGCCCGUGGAUGAGUCGCCGAGCGAUCGAGCGCCCGAGAAGCUGUUUCCGAAUAAUCCAGAACCGACAUCUUCCAAAGAGGUGAUUCACGAUGCGCCCGAGGUAGUCGAGACGUGGCUAUCGCAAUCGCACCGUCCUCAUUCGCCUUUCUCCGAGGACGAGACGGUUGUGUCUGGAUUCCAGCCACUCGAGUUCGACGAGAAAGGGGCGCCUAUUGCGUCGCGGCGGGAGAGUGGAUUACCACAGGAGCAGCAGCCACGAACAUGCGGCUUACCUAGACGACACUUUGUCGCGGUCGUCAUCCUCAUUUGGGUGAUUUUGAUCGCGAUUGGCCUAGGAGUUGGCCUCGGGGUAGGUCUGAAGAAGAAGGAGGAUUCCGCACCCCCUAACUAUUUCGUGGAACCUUACUGUGUCGACAAUCCCGAUUAUUGCAUUGGCGGAACCUUAGGAUCGAACUACUACACGACCAAUGGGACCUUCAAUGGAUCCGGCAUCGCGCUCGCGACGGAAUUCUGGAACCACCAGGAGCGCAAAAUCAUGACGGUCUACUUCCAACAUUGGACGGGGGACAUACGGUCGAUACAGCUGACUCCCAAGGGCGAGUGGAUCGGCGGAGGCAAAUCCGAAGUCAUCGUGACGGACGCGAAGAACGCCACUCCCAUAUCCAUUGUCUCGUAUGCACUGAACGGUACCGCGCAAUGGCAUCUCUUCUACAUCGACAAGCACAACUUCGUCCGGCAGAAACAAAACACCAACAGCACCAACAUCUGGCAAGACGGCCCGCUGAGCGCCCUCAACCUGACGGCCUACAACGCCCCCAACGUCGGCCUCCAAGCCUGCUGGUACGGAAACUACUACGGCGACUCGGACGCCUCCAUCUUCCCGACCCACGACGGCAACAACAACAACACCAUCCCCUUCAACGCAGACACGCACGGCAUGCACCUGUGGUACCCGAGCGACGAGACCACGUUCCAGCAGUACGGCUGGUACGAGGGGCAGAACCAGUGGGUCAACCAGCACUCGUGGACGAAUAUGAAUGCGCACGCGGGCGUGGGAUGCUACUCGUGGGGCCCGGGGAGUACGACGUACGCGAUGAUGGUGAAUAAGGACGACACGGCCGAGAUUUGGUGGAAGGACACGGAUUCCAAUCGUACCUCGACGCCGGAGCAUCCAGUCAAUACGUGGGUCAAUGCAACGGGGUAUGCCAUCAAUGGCGUGCAUCCGUCCACCUCGCUGGGGUACACGGAGUACUGGUACGCGCAGAUGGCGGAUGGCACCGUCAUGGGGCAUGAUAUCAAGUGGGAAGCGGAGAAUACGACGGCAGUGCGGGAGAAUUUGUUCAGGGUGGGAGGAGCUCGGGGGCCGGUCGUGGGCAUCAAGGGCACGCACAUGAGCGUAACGGCUGUGGCGGAUUACAGUGGAGGAACGAGUUUGUACGUUUUCUAUCAGACGAGGGGGGAUGAUUUGAGUGUUUUUACUAGAGAUAUAAAAGGCGGGCAGUGGACGCAGGGGGAGUUGCCGAUUCCUGAUGAAUAG